This is a messenger RNA of Penicillium pulvis, 708 nucleotides long. RefSeq lists its product as uncharacterized. Gene Ontology annotation, molecular function: metallopeptidase activity. The record is from RefSeq and is a predicted model, not a curated record. Bases 1 to 708 code for a protein of 235 amino acids. Lineage: Eukaryota; Fungi; Ascomycota; Eurotiomycetes; Eurotiales; Aspergillaceae. The transcript has 2 exons.
AUGUCUACGGAGCCACCUAGCUUGAAGGAGAUCCUUCUCCAGUCGACUGCCCAGGAGCUGGGAACCGAAGCCUUGGAAACAGUGGCGGAACCCAAAAUAGAUUCGACGCCACAGAAUCUUGCGAACCAUCAUGCCAUCAUGAUCGGGAGGGGGAGCAGCAUCCCGCGGUGGACACCUGGAUCCGUCAUCAGAUGGUCUGCAUGGCGGAUGGGAUACGAGUCGCAGGAGGAUGCCGACUUUGCGGCACUGCACCUGAGCAUAGCCGCCAAUAUCUGGAACGAGGCAGAAGUAGGCGUACGCUUCGAGUUCGUGCCGCUGGCCAAGGACGCCAAUUUCGUCGUCUGCCACGGCGGAUACAAAGGUGAUGUCCUGGCCAGCGCCUACUUCCCUAACCAAAAAGACCUGAACUUUGUCUAUGUCUAUACUCGGGGCCUGGCGCCUGAUUGGAAGGACAGUCUCUGGUCGGUGUUCGUCCAUGAGCUUGGCCACGUUCUGGGCUUGCGCCACGAGUUCGCGAUGGAUCCGCGUCGACUGGAGCGCCACAAGGCGGUGCAGUUUGGCGAGGCCAACCCGCUCUCCGUUAUGAAUUAUCGCCGUGAACCGCCCAAGCUUCAGCCCUCGGAUAUUGCCGCCACUAGGGCAUUCUAUCAAAUGCCUACCGGGACUAUGCUUGAGUCCACUCCGGUUGUGGAUUUUGUACCUCAAUGA